This is a messenger RNA of Chanos chanos (milkfish), 1678 nucleotides long. It is a transcript of the gene uqcrfs1, whose product is annotated as ubiquinol-cytochrome c reductase, Rieske iron-sulfur polypeptide 1. The record is from RefSeq and is a predicted model, not a curated record. Gene Ontology annotation, cellular component: membrane. The coding region runs from base 38 to 859 and encodes 273 amino acids. Gene Ontology annotation, molecular function: quinol-cytochrome-c reductase activity; 2 iron, 2 sulfur cluster binding. Lineage: Eukaryota; Metazoa; Chordata; Actinopteri; Gonorynchiformes; Chanidae. The transcript has 2 exons.
CGCAAGUCCUUUUGCUAGCCUCAUUAGCGCCGAAAACAUGAUGUCCGUUGCCGCUCGUUCGGGGGCUUUUUCCCCAUACUUGCAGGCUACUAAUUAUGCUGUGGCUGGACCCCUCAAAGCUCUCAUACCAGGGGUUGUUAUGAAGAGCGAUAAGGUUUUACUAGAUAUUAAGAAAUCAUUCCUUACUCGGGAGUCUAUGAACGGCCAAUGUCCCAAGACAGGGCCCGCAGUCUCCGUCGGUCUAAAUGCUCGUGCCGGAGUGAGAUUUGCUCACACAGACAUCAAGGUACCAGAUUUCUCAGAUUACCGGCGCCCUGAGGUGAUGGACCCUAAGAAGUCGUCGCAGGAAAGCAGUGAGGCAAGACGGACAUUCUCCUACCUGAUCACGGGCUCCACAGCCGUGAUUGGUGUCUACACAGCCAAGACGGUCGUCACGCAGUUCAUCUCUUCCAUGAGUGCUUCAGCCGACGUUCUGGCCUUGUCCAAGAUCGAGAUCAAGCUAUCUGACAUCCCUGAAGGGAAGAACAUGACCUUCAAGUGGAGAGGCAAACCCCUGUUUGUUCGUCACCGCACAGAAAAGGAGAUUGCCGCUGAAGCCACUGUAGACCUUUCAGAGCUUCGGGACCCACAGCAUGACAAAGACCGUGUGGUCAAUCCGUCUUGGGUUAUCGUCAUUGGUGUUUGCACCCAUCUCGGUUGUGUGCCUAUUGCCAAUGCUGGUGACUAUGGGGGAUACUACUGUCCAUGCCACGGUUCCCAUUAUGAUGCUUCCGGUCGCAUCAGGAAAGGUCCUGCCCCACUGAAUCUUGAGGUGCCCUAUUAUGAGUUCCCAGAUGAUGAGACAGUUAUUGUGGGUUAAAGGACUUUACUCUCCUCUCGCCCGAUCAUUGUGGUGUGUUUCAUUUUCGCUUGUCUGAUCUGCUCUCCAUCCUCUGUCAAGCAAUAAUUACCUGGGGGUAGUGUAUAAUGGAUGUUAAAUGGUUGAUUGUAAGUAAUAAAUAACAUGUUUUAUCUGUUGGGAAGCCUCUGUUGAAGUUAUUUAUUUUUUCCAUCUCAGCUCACUCUGAUUUGUCUGCAGAAUCCCCCGUGAGUUACAUUUGAUUGGGUUUUUAAUCAGUUCUUUUUGUUUUGUUUUAAUCUAACUAAAUGGUGAAAUCAGCACUAAGCUUGAAGGGUCAAUCAGUAGAGUAAGAAAGCGGUGCGUACAAUAUCAGCUUUACUUUUUGCAAGGGUGAAACAGCUCAAGUACCUGGAGCGUGUGUUUUGUCAGGAAUGAAAGCUGCGGAUGACAAUUCAGAUGGAAUUUGAUGUUAUGAUGUAAACCGUAACAAUGCAAAAGGAUGAUGUAAUGGUCUCACAGCAUUUUCAGUUGCAAGUGAUCAUAAGGAACCAAACCAUACUUAGCAGAAUGUUAUGUAGAGUGCAGUGGGAUAGCUUGCUGUCAAUCUAGAUCAACCUCUUAACGUUAUGGGCAGUAAUCUAAAGUGAAAUAUAAUGAGUUGGAAAGGAAUUUGUGGACAUUGAAAACAGUAGGAGAUAUGAGACUCGUCAUCCAUCACUGGAAAAGUAAAACCACAUACAUGCUCUGUUAUUAUGAUGUCCAUAUGUAUACAAAGACCUUUAAAAUGUGGCGAAACAUGUAGACCUGUAUCUGCUCAAUAAAAGUUUUCACAGAUAA